AUGGGGUUGGGUUGUAGUGACUCUCUAGGUUUAGCAAUCCUGGUGAUUCUGGGGCUAUGUCAUGGGCAAGCAGACUUCUGGAGAGCUGGCACCUUAGCCAUCCAGUAUCACUAUAACUGCGGAGAGCAUGGUGUGCAAUUGCUUGUGCUUCCCAGUCACGGCCGAGAGGUCCGCUUUAAAGUUGUGGAUGAAUUUGGGACAGCCUUUGAAGUCUCCAAUUGUUCCAUCUGUCAUCACUGGAUCACUUCACAUAAUGGGACUGUCACUUUCUCUGCUGGCUAUAGUGGCUGUCAUGUAGUAAAGAAGGAUGGUACGCAUCACCUGAAGGUCCGUUUAGAGGAACUAACAAGGAACAGAAGAGUUGUUGCUGCCCAGGACAUCAACAUGAUCUGCCCCAAGCCACAGGAGCGUGUCACAACCCCAGAGAACAACAUACGUCAUGUGCACCAGCCCCAGCCUGGUCUAGUUCACCCACUUCAGUCCAGUCUAGUGCAUGCAGUGGUCUCUCAGCUGCAGCCUGGCCAAGUGCACCCAGGGGAGUCCCAACCUGGCCUAGUGUUGCCAUUCCAGCCUGGCCAAGUGCACCCAGAGGAGUCCCAACCUGGCCUGCUGCUGCCAGUACAGCCAGGUCUAGUGCAUACAGGGAAAUCUCAGACUGGCCUACUUCUCCCCCUCCCGCCCAGCCAAGUUCACCCACUCCAGCCAGGCCAAGCAUACUCCGGGGUGUAUAAACACAACCUAGUUCACCCACUUCACCCAGGACAAGUGCACCCAGUCCAGCCUGGCCAGGUGCGUCCAGGGGAAUCCCAAACUGGCCUAGUGCACCCUGUCCACCCCGGCCAGGUGCAUCCAGGAGAGUCCCACCCUGGUCUAGUGCGCCCAGUCCACCUCGGCCAGGUACGUCCGGGAGAGUCCCACCCUGGCCUAGUGCGCCCAGUCCAACCUGGCCAGGUGCACCCUGUCCAGCCCGGCCAGAUACGUCCGGGAGAGUCCCAACCCGGCCUAGUGCGCCCAGUCCAGCCUGGCCAGGUACGUCCGGGAGAGUCCCAAUCCGGCCUAGUGCGCCCUGGACAGCCUGGCCUAGUGCGCCCAGUCCAGCCUGGCCAGGUACGUCCGGGAGAGUCCCAACCCGGCCUAGUGCGCCCUGGACAGCCUGGCCUAGUGCGUCCAGGAGAGUCCCAACCCGGCCUAGUGCGCCCAGUCCACCCCAGCCAGGUACGUCCGGGAGAGUCCCACCCUGCCCUAGUGCGCCCAGUCCAGCCCGGCCAGGUGCUUCCAGGGGAGUCCCAACCCGGCCUAGUGCGCCCAGUCCACCCCAGCCAGGUGGAUCCAGGAGAGUCCCACCCUGGCCUAGUGCGCCCAGUCCAGACCAGCCAGGUACGUCCGGGAGAGUCCCAACCCGGCCUAGUGCGCCCAGUCUACCCCAGCCAGGUGCGUCCGGGAGAGUCCCAACCCGGCCUAGUGCGCCCUGGACAGCCUGGCCUAGUGCGCCCAGUCCAGCCCAGCCAGGUGCUUCCAGGAGAGUCCCACCCUAGCCUAGUGCGCCCAGUCUACCCCAGCCAGGUGCAUCCAGGAGAGUCCCACCCAGGCCUAGUACGCCCUGUCCAGCCUGGCCAGGUGCGUCCGGGAGAGUCCCAACCCGGCCUAGUGCGCCCAGUCUACCCCAUCCAGGUGCGUCCAGGAGAGUCCCGCCCAGUCCAGCCUGGCCAGGUGCGCCCAGUCCAGCCCAGCCAGGUACGUCCAGGAGAGUCCCAACCCGGCCUAGUACGCCCUGUCCAGCCUGGCCAGGUGCUUCCAGGAGAGUCCCACCCUGGCCUAGUGCGCCCAGUCCACCCCAGCCAGGUACGUCCAGGAGAGUCCCAACCCGGCCUAGUACGCCCUGUCCAGCCUGGCCAGGUGCGUCCGGGAGAGUCCCAACCCGGCCUAGUGCGCCCAGUCUACCCCAUCCAGGUGCGUCCAGGAGAGUCCCGCCCAGUCCAGCCUGGCCAGGUGCGCCCAGUCCAGCCCAGCCAGGUGCUUCCAGGAGUGUCCCACCCCGGCCUAGUGCACCCAGUCCAGCCUGGCCAGGUGCACCCUGUCCAGCCCGGCCAGGUACAUCCAGGAGAGUCCCACCCUGGCCUAGUGCGCCCAGUCCAACCCGGCCAGGUACGUCCAGGAGAGUCCCAACCCGGCCUAGUGCGCCCUGGCCAGCCUGGCCAGGUGCGUCCGGGAGAGUCCCAACCCGGCCUAGUGCGCCCAGUCUACCCCAUCCAGGUGCGUCCAGGAGAGUCCCAACCCGGCCUAGUGCGCCCAGUCCAACCCGGCCAGGUGCUUCCAGGGGAGUCCCAACCCGGCCUAGUGCGCCCUGUCCAGCCCGGCCAGGUGCGUCCGGGAGAGUCCCAACCCGGCCUAGUGCGCCCAGUCCACCCCGGCCAGGUGCGUCCGGGAGAGUCCCAACCUGGCCUAGUGCGCCCAGUCCAGCCCAGCCAGGUACGUCCAGGAGAGUCCCAACCCGGCCUAGUGCGCCCUGGCCAGGUACGUCCAGGAGAGUCCCAACCCGGCCUAGUACGCCCUGUCCAGCCCGGCCAGGUGCGUCCGGGAGAGUCCCAACCCGGCCUAGUGCGCCCAGUCUACCCCAUCCAGGUGCGUCCAGGAGAGUCCCAACCCGGCCUAGUGCGCCCAGUCCAACCCGGCCAGGUACGUCCAGGAGAGUCCCACCCUGCCCUAGUACGCCCAGUCCAGCCUGGCCAGGUGCGUCCAGGAGAGUCCCACCCUGGCCUAGUGCACCCAGUUCAGCCUGGCCAGGUGUACCCUGUCCAGCCUGGCCUAGUCCAUCCAGGGGAGUCCCAACCCGGCCAGGUGCGCCCUGUCCAGCCUGGCCAGGUGCACCCACUUGAACCUGGCUUAGUCCGUCCAGGGGUGUCCCGACCCGGUGUAGUGCACCCUGAACAGGUAUACCCAGUGCAGCCCGGUUUUCUGCCUCCCAGGGAAUCCCAACCCGGCCUGUUGCGCCCAGUCCAGCCCGGCCAGGUGCGUCCAGGGGAGUCCCAACCCGGCCUAGUGCGCCCACUCCAACCUGGCUUAGUGCGUCCAGUCCAGCCGGGCCUGGUGUAUCCAGGCGAGUCCCAACCCGGCCUCCUGCUUCCACUGCAGCCUGGACAAGUGCGUCCAGGGGAGUCACAGCCUGGCCAAAUACGCCCACUUCAGCCAAGCCACGUACAUCCAGGGGAGCGCUUUCCUGGGCAGAUGCAUCCAGUGGUGCUCCAAUCUAGCGUAGGUCGCCCUCUAACUCAGCAGCAAUGCCAGGUUUCUUCUGGGAGAAUACCCUGUGCAGAUGUGCAAGGACCAACAGCUUGUCAUCAGACUGGAUGUUGUUAUGAUGCUAGGGAUCAUGUGACUCCCUGCUACUAUGGUAACACAGUCACUGUUCAAUGCCUUCGAGAUGGCUACUUCAUCUUGGUAGUCUCCAGGGAUAUGUUGGACUAUCCAAUCAUCCUGGAGAGUGUCAGACUCUCGUAUGCCCAAGCAGGUUGCAGACCAGUCAGGAAAACAGAAUCUUUCCUGGUCUUCCGCUUCCCUCUCACACAGUGUGGCACCACGGUCCAGGUGACUGGUGGCCGACUGAUAUAUGAAAACCAGCUCAUUUCUGGCAUUGACAUCCUAAAUGGGCCAGAUGGCUCUAUAACACGAGAUAGCACCUUCAUGAUUCAUGCUCGUUGUAUCUACAAUGCUACUGAUUUCCUGCCACUUCAGGUUGAAGUCUUUUCACCUCCCAGCCCAGCUCCAAUUUUCCAAGUGGGACCUCUUCGGCUUGAGCUGCGUAUUGCCACAGAUUCGAGUUAUACCUCAUACUACUCAGAUAUAGAGUAUCCGAUUGUGAAGAUCCUGAGAGAGCCUGUGCAUGUAGAGAUUCGCAUCCUGCAGAGAAUGGACCCAUCCCUAGUUCUGGUUCUGCAUGAGUGCUGGGCUACCCCAAGUUCAAAUCCCCUUGAGCAAUUACAGUGGCCAAUCCUAGUAGAUGGGUGCCCGUUUGAAGGAGACAACUAUAGAACCCAGCUGCUACCCAUGGGGCCUGCUACGUCAGAAUUUCCCUUUCCUAACCACUAUCAGCGUUUCAUCAUUUACACAUUCACAUUUCUGGAUUCUGCCCCUCAAAAGGGGCUAGAUGGUUUGGUGUACCUCUUCUGCAGCGUAUCUGUUUGCCAUCCGUCCCAUCUUGAUUCCUGCAGGGUUGCAUGUCAGAUGCCAGUGGCUUCAAGAGGCCGUCGGUUUCUGAAGAAGGAGAAUGAGACAGAAUCCUUGGACUUAGUAAGCACUUAUGGAGGUGUAAUUUUUCAAGAGAGUAUUCAUGAGAAGCAAGUCAAGUGGGAGAGUGACAUGAUCUCCAGUGAAGACCUGGCUCUGGUGCUCUUGGUGGUGCUACCUAUCAUUGGGAUUAUCUUAUUUGUUGCUGUGCUGAUGCUCUGGAAGAAAAGAAGCAGGAUGGCAAAGCUUUAAUGUUGUUGGGCAGAAAAUGUGUAAAUAAAACUAUACCCAGUGGCUUAUAAAGGAUCUCUUGACAUUCCACUUCUUCAUUGAUUAGACAGAAAACC
Candoia aspera is the source of this 4571-nucleotide messenger RNA. It is a transcript of the gene ZP1, whose product is annotated as zona pellucida glycoprotein 1. Bases 1 to 4476 code for a protein of 1491 amino acids. Gene Ontology annotation, cellular component: egg coat. Gene Ontology annotation, biological process: binding of sperm to zona pellucida; prevention of polyspermy. Lineage: Eukaryota; Metazoa; Chordata; Lepidosauria; Squamata; Candoiidae. The transcript has 12 exons. The record is from RefSeq and is a predicted model, not a curated record. Gene Ontology annotation, molecular function: acrosin binding; structural constituent of egg coat.